UCUUCUCACUGUUUGUUUUCUCCUCACCAACACAGCUCUCUCUCUCUCUCCCCCAAACCUGCAGGAGAGACAGCCCGCCAUGAUAACUUCCACUCCAUCGUCUCCAUUUCCAUAAGAGAGAAAAUCUCUCUCUCUCUCUCUCUCUCUCUCUCUCUAGUAACGAAUUCGGGUAGCAAGAGUGAUGUUUCACCUGAACCGCACCACCUUCCCAACCAAUUCGGAGAAGCUUCUAGACCUCUCCACGGUACAAAUGAACGAUCCAGCCACCUCAAAUUCCUCCCUCAUUAAUUCCAACACCACCAGAAACGCCGCCGCCGACGAAGACUCCUCCUCCUCCACCACCACCACCGCCACUCACGGCACCUUCGGUUAUAGCUUCGGUAUACUAAAACCCACCAAAUGCGAGGAUAUCGACAAUAAUAGUAGCAAUCAAUUGGUCACGAAACAGCUCUUUCCGGUUAACGCCGGAGGAGGCGUAGUAGUAGAGGCGGCGGCGAGUUCGAGGCGGCAGUGGUUGGAUCUUUCGGUUAGGGCGGGGAAUUCGGCGCCGGUGAAGAAGAGUAGCAGGAGGGGACCUAGGUCUCGGAGCUCGCAGUAUCGCGGAGUCACGUUUUAUCGGAGGACUGGGAGAUGGGAAUCACACAUUUGGGAUUGUGGAAAACAAGUGUACCUAGGAGGAUUUGAUACUGCACAUGCUGCGGCUAGGGUGUAUGAUCGGGCUGCAAUUAAGUUUCGUGGGCCUGAUGCUGAUAUCAAUUUUAAUAUCAUUGACUAUGAUGAAGAUUUUAAACAGAUGAAGAAUUUGACAAAGGAAGAAUUUGUGCAUAUACUUCGUCGCCAUAGCACCGGAUUCUCUAGGGGAAGUUCGAAAUUCAGGGGUGUUACACUUCACAAAUGCGGACGUUGGGAAGCUCGAAUGGGGCAGUUCCUUGGCAAGAAGUAUAUGUAUCUUGGGCUUUUCGACAGCGAGUUAGAAGCUGCCAGGGCUUAUGACAAGGCAGCAAUAAAAUGCAAUGGAAAGGAAGCAGUCACUAAUUUUGAGCCAAGCACAUAUGAGGGGGAUUUAAGCUUUGAGGCUGGGAAUGGGGAUGCAGGAAGCAGCCAUAACCUAGACCUCAACUUGGGUAUUGCUACCCGUUAUUAUGCUGACGGCCUAGGAGGAAACAAUGACUUGACUAGCGGCUCAAUUGCCAUGCACGAGAACACAAGGGAUACAAGAAUGGGAGCUAAACCACCUCAUGGCCCCAUAUUGUUGUCUGAGCACCCUCCUCCCUGGAGAGGUACUAGUUCCAAUGUCUUCCCUAUCUAUGAGGGAAGAGCAAUGGAGAAGAGCGUGGAAUUUGAUUCUUCACCAAACUGGGCAUGGCAAAUCCAAGGCCCAUUUGGUGCGGCGGCAGCUCCACUUCCGCUUUUCUCUGCUGCAGCAUCAUCAGGAUUCUCUACUUCAACACCCGUCACUGCUUCAUCUGCUUCUGCAAAUCAACCUCGCUUUCUUAGUACAACAAACCCCCACAAUCAAUACCCACCAUCAAUCACCAAUUCCAACAACGUAUCUCAAUACCUGUGCAAGAGCUGAAAACUCUAGAACCGAACUACAACCCAGCUAUUCUUUGUUUCGAGGAAGAAACGACUGGUGAAGGAAGCAUACUACUAUUUGAUCAAAAAACGAAAGAAGCAUUUAUACUAGGAUAUUGUAAUUGAUUUGAAAUGCUCAGGUGCCACAUUCAUAACAGAGGCUCCAGAUUUAUCAUCUUUUCUCUUGUGGAAAAUGCCUUAAUUGUGCUUGUAUUUCUCCUAUUGGCAUGAGAAAUCACUUCUUAUGUUACGCCUUCUAGUUGUGAGUUGUCUUAUAAUGCAGAAUCCAUAAGAACUUGUGCUGAGA
Messenger RNA from Rhododendron vialii, 1882 nucleotides. RefSeq names its product APETALA2-like protein 3. The record is from RefSeq and is a predicted model, not a curated record. Gene Ontology annotation, biological process: regulation of DNA-templated transcription. Gene Ontology annotation, molecular function: DNA binding; DNA-binding transcription factor activity. Bases 182 to 1576 code for a protein of 464 amino acids. The transcript has 10 exons. Lineage: Eukaryota; Viridiplantae; Streptophyta; Magnoliopsida; Ericales; Ericaceae.